AUGUCGACGAGCAAGUCAGUGAAGACAACGGACCAACCCAAUGCACCCGAGGGUUACAAAUCGUUCUCCGUCGGGCCUGAGCAUCAUGGCAUGAAGAACGAUUAUGACGACUACGAAUACCUCAUCACUUCCUUACCGCAGCCUGUGAGGAAGGAGCUUCAACGAGACGGGUGGGCGGAGUGUUUAUGCACGGGCUGGCUUAAGCGCAUGAUUUUAUCGACGCCUGGGUUUCCAUCUCCAAUCGAACAUCCAGCACAGGUGAGAUACGAGAUCCGCAAGUCGGGAAGUCGCGGGCUUGGGGUAUUUGCUACGGAGGAUAUCGAUGCAGGCGAUCUCAUCCUCGCGGAGCGUCCGCUCCUAGUGAGAAUGAUCUGGACACCGCCAGCCCCCAACACAAAGCACUUGAGUCCAAAGCAACGGCUGGAAGGGAUGUACGCGGAUAUGGAGAGAUCUAUGGAGACGCUCGCUUCACGUCUGGAACCUGAGAGAUUGGAGUUGUACCGUGCUCUCUAUAACAGCCACAAGACCGACGGUUCUGGUCCCCUAAGCGGAAUAAUGCGCACGAAUGGUCUACCACUGGGUGAAGUUGAAGACCCCACGGCACUCUCAAUGGGACUUUCGCCCGGUCAAAACCGUUACUCAUGCGUGGGAGCGAAAUGUUCGAGAUUCAAUCACAGUUGCUCGCCCAACGCCGUCUAUACCUUCAGUGUGCCGUCGUUCUCCAUGGAGAUCCACGCUGUGCGCCCCAUCGCAAAGGGAGACGAAAUCACUGUGACAUACGCUUUAGAGGACGAGAAGGCCAUGGAUCGUCAAGCAUCGCUCAAACCAUAUGGCUUUACCUGUGUUUGCCUGGCAUGUCAAAGCCCGGCAACAUCGGACAAGGUGCGAGAGCGAGCGAUUCGAAGUCUGCUUCCCAAGACAUCCCAAGGCAUCGAUUACGCCGAGACUGCUCUGGCAGCAUACGAGGCGACAGGACUGCAGUGUCACAAGCGCUACCUUGAACUUCUGAGGCGUGUGGCGAAAAUCAAUCGUGCAAAGGGUAAUAAAGAGCGCGCAGAUGCCUUGGAUGCGCUAGCGGAGAGUGUGACGACAGCGCAGAGAGGGCGUAAUCCCCAGUUCGCGGCAUGA
This is a messenger RNA of Peniophora sp. CBMAI 1063, 1128 nucleotides long. The record is from the annotation of a GenBank genome assembly. NCBI's taxonomy places the organism in Eukaryota, Fungi, Basidiomycota, Agaricomycetes, Russulales, Peniophoraceae.